Molecule: messenger RNA, 1199 nt
Organism: Dissoconium aciculare CBS 342.82
Lineage: Eukaryota; Fungi; Ascomycota; Dothideomycetes; Mycosphaerellales; Dissoconiaceae
Product: replication protein A, subunit RPA32
Exons: 2
Coding region: 107-871 (254 amino acids)
Biological process (GO): nucleotide-excision repair; double-strand break repair via homologous recombination; DNA replication
Cellular component (GO): nucleus; chromosome, telomeric region; DNA replication factor A complex
Molecular function (GO): DNA binding
Source: RefSeq, a predicted model, not a curated record
ACCAAAUCACAAGAUUGCAUCAAAAGAUAACACAGCAAGAUGGGUAGACCAGGGCUAUUCAACGACUUCUUACGGUGCACAGGGUGGCGCCAAUGGAGGUGGAUUUAUGACUGGAAGUCAGGGCGGUGACAGCGGUGCCGCGAAGCGAACAUUUGACAAGAACACAUUACGACCUGUCACUAUCAAACAAUUGCUCGAUGCUCAUCUCCCCACGCCCGACUCAGAAGUUGUGCAUAUCGACAACAGCGAGGUUUCUCAAGUCACCAUUGUCGGUCAAGUCCGCAACAUCAGCGCGCAGACCACGAACAUCACUUAUCGGCUCGACGACGGCACGGGAACAAUCGAUGUCAAGGUUUGGGUGGACGCAGAACCUCAUCAAAAUCCCAACGAGGCAGCGCGACCAAAGCCGGUCGAGCUGGGAUACGCUCGUGCUUGGGGCAAGCUGAAAGUGCUGAACAACAAGCGCCACGUGGGUGCCAACAUCAUCAGACCGAUCACCGACUAUAACGAAAUUUCGUACCACCUGCUCGAGUCGACAUACGUUCAUCUUUACAACAGCAGAGGUCCUCCGGAAUCUCUGUCGAAGGGCAACGAUGGAAGCGGCGGUCAUCAGCAAGGCGGCCAAAGCAAUGGCGGCGACCAAUCUGUCGGCAACGUGAACUUAUCGGGCAUGAGCGCUAAUGCGCGCGCCGUUUUCAUGGCGAUUCGCAAAACCCCGCAGACAAACGAAGGGCUACACGCCACCGACAUCGCUGUACGCACAGGAUUGGAACUCAACGAAGUCCUUAAAGCUGGCGACGAGCUGCAGGGACUCGGCUCUAUCUACACCACCGUGGAUGAUACGACUUGGGCGCUCUUGGAUCUGGCAUAAAAAUAGCAAUAUUUGCCCAGAUGAAGUGGUUGCACGCGGCUGGCUGCGAUCCUGCAUUACGGAGGCCACGCACACGAUGCCAGCCAUAGGUUUUUAUUUCUCGGAUCCUGUUGACAAGAACAAGAUGCACGCAGCAACAAUCGCUGACGCUAUGACGGUGAAUACCUGCAAAUGAGUUCAGCACUUCGCGCUUCAAGGACGGUGCCGUUGGCGAACAUACCAGCUGUGUUCCUAGUCCACUCUGUACAAUCGCCUGCCGUGUUGAGUAGUGGUUCACUGUCUUGACAUAAUUAUGCAGACCAGAAAUCAGACACGCGAGGGAGAGGAG